AUGGCAAUGGCAAAUAAAAAAACACAAUGUUUUACAUGUAAUAAAGAAAAAAUUACAUAUCCAUGUGAAGGAUGUUCAAAACGCUUUUGUUUUAUACAUAUACCAGAACAUCACCAAAGAUUAAAUGAAGAAUUACAUCAUAUUAUUGAUGAUUAUAACGAAUUUAAAGAAAGAAUUAAUGAACAACAACAAAAUCCAUAUAAUCAUUCAUUAAUAAAACAAAUAGAUCAAUGGGAAAUACUUUCAAUUGAAAAAAUUAAACAAAAAGCACAAGAUUGUAGAGAAACUAUCAUUAAAUCAUUAAAACUAUUAACUAAUGAUAUUGAAAUGAAAUUUAAUGAGUUAAAUAAACAAAUACAACAACUUCAGAAAGAAAAUGACUUUAAUGAAAUUGAGUUAAAUCAUCUAAGAGAUCAAUUAACAAAAAUUACACAAGAAUUAAAUAAUCCUUCAAAGAUUUCUAUUCAACAAGAUUCACAAGCAUUUAUUAACGAAAUUUCAAUUAUUUCAUUAGAAAAAAAAUCAAAACUCAAUAAAUGGAAACAAAAUGCCAUCACUGUGGCUGGUGGAAAUGCAGAAGGACAAAAUUUAAAUCAACUCAAGCGUCCUGGGGAAAUCUUUAUUAAUGAAAAGAAAAAUAUCUUCAUUGGUGAUUACGGGAAUCAUCGCAUUGUUGAAUGGAAAUGUAAUGCAAAAGAAGGACUAAUCAUUGCAGGUGGAAAUGGACAAGGAUAUCGAAUACAUCAAUUGAAUUAUCCAACAGAUAUGAUUAUUGAUCAACAAAAUCAUUCGAUCAUCAUUGCUGAUAAAGGGAACAGACGAGUGGUUCGAUGGUUGAAUCAAAAGCAACAAAUUCUCAUUCACAAUAUUACUUGUUAUGGCUUGGCAACGGAUAAAUAUGGAUUUCUUUAUGUUUCUGAUUAUAAGAAGCAUGAAGUGAGACGAUGGAAAAUGGGAGAAAAGAAUGAAGGAAUUGUAGUGGCAGGUGGAAAUAGAAAAGGAAAUAAGCUUAAUCAACUGAAUACUCCUACUUUUAUCUUUGUUGAUGAUGAUCAAUCUGUUUAUGUAUCAGAUCACCACAAUCAUCGCGUAAUGAAAUGGAGAAACGAUGCAAAACAAGGAAGAAUUGUGGCUGGAGGAAAUGGUAACGGAGAAAAUCUCAAUCAAUUGUCUCGAUCACGAGGAGUAAUUGUUGAUGAUUUGGAUCAAAUCUAUGUAGCAGAUUGUGAGAAUCAUCGAAUAAUGCGUUGGUGUGAAGGAAAACAAAAGGGUGAAAUUAUUGUUGGUGGAAAUGGCCGAGGCAAUCGAUCAAAUCAAUUGCUUCAUCCCAGUGGUUUAUCUCUUGAUGAUGAAGGAAAUCUUUAUGUUGCUGAUUCUCUUAAUCAUCGAAUUCAAAAGUUUGAAAUAAUUGAGUGA
Messenger RNA from Adineta steineri, 1416 nucleotides. The record is from the annotation of a GenBank genome assembly. NCBI's taxonomy places the organism in Eukaryota, Metazoa, Rotifera, Eurotatoria, Adinetida, Adinetidae.